AAUUCGAUACAUCUAUGCCAAAGUAGUUGACUACAAUGAAAUUUAGUCUGGCAACAUUUGCAUUCUUUGCUUUCAGCUUGGAGACGUACUUUGAUUUAAUAAUAAUUCUAAUUUUUAAAAAAUAAAUAAUAAAGUGCAAUGCAGAGAUGAGUGCCAUAACAUUUCAACAAAACGGUGUCAGUUCUGAAUACGCAAUAAAUACCGCGGACACUGAUGAUACGGACAAAAAACCGUGUCAUCUGUUAGAGGAUGAUACGCAAUGUGGUUAUAUAUUUUUUAGUGAAUCUCUGCGAGUUCUGAAAUUUUUUUGUACGUUCUGUAGGGAAGCAUAUGAUGAUAUUUACUUUUAUUGUGAGCAUUUAAGCAUACACCUCAAUGAUAAUGUGGAUCAGGAUAAGGUUAAGUCAUCUGCAUCUGUAAACGAAGAAAAAUUAAUUGAUAGCCAUAGUGAUACAAUCGAGGAUGUCGAAGAAUUUGAAAAUAACGAAGAAUUUACUGAUUACAAUUAUGAAGAAGUUGGAGAUUUGUGUUCUGAGUUAGAUGAAGCGGAUGAAAUAGCCGCUGAAGUUGAACAGGAGAUGCAACAUUUAUACAAAGUUAACAAAACGAGCAGUGAGAACAGCAAUUCUGGAGACUUUUAUGGAUAUGAUGAGGAUGAUGGUCUCAAAGUUGGGCAGAGUAUAAAAAUAGAAAAAAUUGGUAUAGGUAGAAAAGUGAUCACAGCAAAUCCUACAGAUUAUGAAAGUUUAAUUGAUUAUUCAAAGCUUGAGGAAUACAAAUUAGAGCCUGUAAAGAAAAAGAAAAAUGUCAAAACCGUUAAGAUUAUAGCAGUUAAAAAUAAAAUAGCCGAAUUGUAUGAAAAAAUCAAAGAAGAGGAAGAAGUUAGAACAAGAGCGACAGCUGAAAGUAUGAAGAAAUUGACAGAAAAUUUAAUAAAGAAAAGUAAUUCUGCACCAGCACAACUAUCAAAAGAAAAGGACAAAAUCGCGUCAAACGAUGAAAAUUCUACUAGAAAAUUAAAUUGUACAAUAAUAGGAGAAACCGUAAUAACACUUCUACCGAGCACACCAAGUCAACCAGCUGCAGAGAUAGCAACAAAUGCAACAAUAGAAGAAAAUGAAGACCCUAUCAUUGAAGACAAAUCUAAAGAUACAGAAACUAACGAAUUAAACGAUAGAACAUGUCCUGCUUGCAAUAAAGUUUUUCGUAAUGCAUUUAGUUUGUCGGUUCAUAAACGGACGCAUUAUAUGGAAUCAGAUUGUGAAAUAAAACUAGCACACAAGUGUUCAGAUUGUGAUAAAUUAUUUAAUCGUAUAACUGAAUUAAAAGAACAUAUCGAAAAAGAACACUAUCCCGAUGGUUAUAUAUGUAAGGUCUGUAAUAAGAAGUUAUCAUCUAUUUUGUUAUUGGAAUCACAUAUGAAAAAAGUACAUCUUUCAAAACCAUUUACUUGUGAAAUUUGUAAACGAAACUUUUCUAGUCGCGCUAUUUUUGAAGAGCAUGUACAAACACAUAUAGAUAUGCCAAAUUUUAGGUGUCACAUAUGCGGAAGAAAAUAUAAUACAUUUAAUUUACUACAAGAGCAUAAAGCCCGACAUCAGGAACGUGUGCCGGAAACCUGUGUGGUAUGCGGAAAAAAAACGUUACGUAUAACACAACAUAUGAAAAUACAUGAGCCGCGACCAAAACGUAUAAUAAGUUGUAAAUAUUGUGGUAAAAUAUUCAAUUUUAGCUCUGGAUUGAGUCAUCAUAUCCGAAUAAUGCAUAAUGAACCACGUUUAGCAAAAAAUAUUGCAGAAACAAAUGCUAAACGUAAAAGUGAUGAAAUCAGUCCAGAUAGUGAGGAAUUCAUUAAGAAGGAGGAGGAAGCAAAGAAGGUGAUUGUGGAGUUAAUUCAUAAUGCUACAUAUAAAUCAUUCUUACCUGAUAACUUCACAUAUGAUUUUGUAAACACACCACCUAUAGCCAGAGAAGAAACUAUUUCUGCUGUAAAUAGCAUAACAAAUCCUUUUCUCACAAUUAAUGUGCUUAGUAAUGACAGUGUUGAUACACUCGAUUUGGCCACACAUUUUGGUUUGGAUCACCAAAAAAUCAUUGGUGCAUUAAAAAGCAUACAAGCGCAUGGCGAUCUUGUUGUUGCAGAACCAACAGCAAGAAAAACCAUUGAAUUGACAGACGAAGGAAAAUCAGUUAAAGAGCAAGGCAGUCAUGAAGCUGUUGUAUAUGCGAACAUACCAGAGCAAGGUAUUGCACAAGCAUCGCUAAUGCAAACUAGUCCUAAUGCUAAAGUAGGUUUUAGCAAAGCAAUGUCACAAGGAUGGAUUUUGGUUGAUAAAUCUGUUAAUCCACCAUUAGUUAAACGUAAAGUGGAUAAAAUUGUAGACAGCGUAAAGGAAAAUUUAAUUGCGAUAGCUGAUGGCAAAGCAGAUUUAGCUGCAAAUGUAUUAGCGGAUUAUAAAAAGCGUAAACUUUUACAAGAAAUAACGACAAAAAGUUUCAUUUUAACUAAAGGUUUAGAGUUUGCAACAACUUUGACCAAACUGGAAACUGAUCUAACCGUUGAUAUGCUGGCGAGUGGUUUGUGGAAAGAUUUAAACUUUAAGGCAUAUAACUUUGAUGCAUUGGGUGCUGCACCGGUAAGGGGUCACUUGCAUCCAUUGCUGAAAGUGCGUACAGAAUUUCGACAAAUUUUCUUAGAAAUGGGAUUUGCAGAAAUGCCAACGAAUAACUAUGUAGAAUCAUCUUUCUGGAAUUUUGAUGCACUAUUUCAGCCUCAGCAACAUCCGGCUCGGGAUGCGCACGAUACUUUCUUUAUUAAUUAUCCAUCUAAAAGCUAUAAAUUUCCUCAAGAUUAUUUACAACGCGUUAAGGAAGUGCAUUCUCAUGGAGGUUAUGGAUCUCAAGGCUACGGGUAUGACUGGAAAAUUGAGGAGGCACAAAAGAAUUUAUUGCGAACACAUACCACUGCAGUAAGUGCACGAAUGCUGUAUAAGCUCGCAAAUUCCCCAGAAGGAUUUCGACCAGCCAAAUAUUUUAGCAUUGACAAAGUAUUCCGGAAUGAGACACUUGAUGCUACACAUUUAGCUGAAUUUCAUCAAGUUGAGGGUGUUGUAGCAGAUGUGGGGUUAACUUUAGGUGAUCUUAUUGGUACUUUGUAUGAGUUCUUCCGUAAGCUGGGCAUAACACAACUGGAAUUUAAACCAGCAUAUAAUCCUUACACUGAGCCUAGUAUGGAAAUAUUCUGCUUCCAUCCAGGCUUAAGCAAAUGGAUUGAAGUCGGUAAUUCAGGUGUUUUCAGGCCUGAAUUACUGUUGCCAAUGGGAAUACCAGAGAAUGUGAAUGUUAUUGCAUGGGGAUUAUCAUUAGAACGGCCAACUAUGAUAAAGUAUGGCAUAAACAAUAUAAGAGAUAUGGUUGGACCUAAAGUGGACUUAAAAAUGGUCGAAGAAGGACCUAUUUGUCGUAUGGAUCACCUGAAUGAAAACGGAUCAAAUAACACUGCAUCAACAAGUAAAUUUAAGUUGCCGAAGUUUCAAACAUCACAAACUGAAAAACCAACAGAUAAAAACGAAACCAAAUUUGAUCUGCCAUCAUUAAAAACAAUAGAUCAGAAUCAGUUUGACGCUGAUUUAACAAAAAUUAAAAACGAUUUGGCAAAUGUACAAAUACAAGAACCAGCAACGAAAACUCCAACGUCACCGAUCAUAGAUUUAACAAUAGCUUUAAGAACAGCUAACGUAGCUGAAGUUUCGAAGCCCAAGUCAACCGCUAAAAUAAAAACUGUUGAAAAAUUCCACAUUCCUUUUGUUGAUUGUGAUCGAAUUGAAGUGGAAUCAAAUGAAUAUUGCCAAUUAGAUGUAUCAAAUAUGAAGUGCACUCCCUUACUGCAUCGGCCGUCCUCAUUGGGACGACAUUGUCAUAAAGAAAAAAAAUUUAAAAUGUCUAAAGGCGGACAAAUUAUUUUUAACAGAAUAAAUGAAACCAAAAAUGGUCAAUACAACAAAGCUAACAAAAUGACUACGGAUAAUGAAGUUAACUUUCGAGUACGGUCAACGCCAAUUCGGGUGUCCCCUGCCACAAAAAAAAAUGCGCUAAAUAGCAAAACUGAUAACAAUUCGUUUAAUAAUAAAAUUAUAUGCGAAUCAAUUUCAUCCACUCCUAUUUUAAAUAAAAAACAAAAACCAAUUCGUUGCGGUGAAAUUUUCGUAGCCAAUAUCGCUGCGAGACAUUGGACAUUUACAUGUUCGUUCUGCAACAAAAGCACCAGAGAUAUUGGAGAAUUUAUUUGUCACAUCAAAAUAAAACAUUUGGUAGAAGACCAUGAACAGACAAAUGAUGCAGAUUCCGACGAUGAUAUUGUUUUUAAUGAUGAUUAUGGAAGUUCAAAAGAAGACUCAAACAGUCAAAAUAACAGUCAUAUUAAUAAAUUUUUCUCAAAUAAUACAGACGCUAAGAGAAGACUAACUUUUACAAACAACAAAGCUAUUGAAAUAAUACCGAUUAUAUCCUCUAAACAGCACGGUAAAACCUAUCCCCAACAAACAAGCUCUUCACACAAUUCAACUGAGUUCUAUGACUAUAAUACUUAUUUGGAUGUAAGCGUUCACACUGAAAACAAUGAGACCCCUCCAUCUAAUAAAUCGCAUUUAUCCCAAAAUAAUUCAAAGCGCCGAUCUAUUUCACAUUCUCUAGUUGCCAAUGUUGAAAAUAAAGAAAAAAAUACUACAGCACAAAUUGAAACACAACAACAACAGCAGAAAACUACCAUCACUUCUCAACCAAAUGAUGAGAAUGUAAUUGUCAGUUUAAUCGAUGAUGAUGACGAUGAAGAAGAAGAAGCUCAGAUAAAACAAACUGUUGUGGAAAGUAAUGUUGCUCGCACCAAUAAAACCAAUGUUAGUGGAAAUGCUAAAAUCAAAGUCAGAAAUAAUUUAGGUGAUGAGAGCAAAAUUCGAUCUACUAGAAUACCUAUUAAGAUAAAUAAUGUUGUUUCAAAUGAGAAAACUACACAAAAUAUGGAAAAAGAUGCUGUUACAUCAGAAGAUCAAAUUCAGGAAGAGAUGCAGCAAGUUGGCAAUAAUAAUUCUCAUAUCUCAGUCAAUACAGAUGAAGAGAAUGACGAUUUCGAUAAUCAACUUUUAAUUGCACCGGAUGAUUCAAAUAAGGAAGAUAAAUCAGCUAACGAAAGCAUCAAAUUUAAACGUCGCCAAAUACGUGGCAGUGUGUAUUGUGCUAUUUGUAAAAGAACCUUUCAGUAUUAUUCACUAUAUCGUAAUCAUAUGAUUAAACACUCAAAUGAGACACCAUUUACAUGUGCAGUGUGCCAUAAGGGUUUUAAGUCGAAGCCAUCAAUACGUUAUCAUUUGAAUACACAUCACAAGGAAAGGCGUAUAAAAUGUGAACUCUGCGAUGCUACUUACCAUACACAAUUUCAACUUAUUAGUCAUAUAGUGCUUCAUGAAAAUGAAACAACUUUUCCGUGCAUGGUUUGUGGAAAAAUCAUGACUUCCGAAAAGGAACGAGAAGUACAUUUAACAACACAUACAGAAGAACGGCCAUUCUUUUGUGAUUUCUGUCGAAAGCGCUUUCAUAAGCGACAUCAUUUGUCUAAUCAUUUAAAACGGCAUCGUUAUUAUCGUUGCGAUUAUUGCAAGGAAGAAUUUCGUAGUGAGACACAUUUACGUAAACCGUAUGCUUGUAAAAGUUGUGGAAAAUUAGAAAUUUUAGAUGGAAAAUUAGAUACAGAAAAUAGAUACCAACUAAACUCACGGGAUAAUGACGUCAGUUUGGCAAGUUCGGAAAUAAAUCCGUUGCAGCUUUCAGAUGGAAAUCAACAAACUCAAGAAACAAUCGACUGUGAAGGAUCUGAUGAAAUGGAUACUUGGACUAUUGAUUGUGAAGAUGAUGAGGAAGAAGAAACUGAAAUUAAUGAAGCAAAUUCAUCAGAAACUGCAAAAAAUGAUGAAGAAGAUGUUGAUAUUAGCAAUUCUUUGCUAAUGAUGCCUAAAGAUAAUGUUAGAUUGGAUUCACCAAAAUUGAUGAGAGGACGUUUCGGUUGCAAGUAUUGUGGUAAUAAGUAUUCGUAUAAAAGUGGUCUUAAUUAUCAUUUAAGAAUGAAACAUUCCUAAAAUGGAAAUUUACAUAUUAACAUCUAAU
Teleopsis dalmanni is the source of this 6156-nucleotide messenger RNA. RefSeq lists its product as uncharacterized. Bases 147 to 6128 code for a protein of 1993 amino acids. The transcript has 8 exons. NCBI's taxonomy places the organism in Eukaryota, Metazoa, Arthropoda, Insecta, Diptera, Diopsidae. The record is from RefSeq and is a predicted model, not a curated record. Gene Ontology annotation, cellular component: cytoplasm. Gene Ontology annotation, molecular function: RNA polymerase II cis-regulatory region sequence-specific DNA binding; ATP binding; DNA-binding transcription factor activity, RNA polymerase II-specific. Gene Ontology annotation, biological process: regulation of DNA-templated transcription; phenylalanyl-tRNA aminoacylation.